Messenger RNA from Triplophysa dalaica, 2325 nucleotides. RefSeq names its product 2-phosphoxylose phosphatase 1 (gene pxylp1). The record is from RefSeq and is a predicted model, not a curated record. Gene Ontology annotation, biological process: dephosphorylation; chondroitin sulfate proteoglycan biosynthetic process; glycosaminoglycan biosynthetic process. Bases 352 to 1881 code for a protein of 509 amino acids. The transcript is spliced from 7 exons. Gene Ontology annotation, cellular component: Golgi apparatus. Gene Ontology annotation, molecular function: phosphatase activity. Lineage: Eukaryota; Metazoa; Chordata; Actinopteri; Cypriniformes; Nemacheilidae.
GAGGAGGGCAGAGAGGAGGAGGGUAGAGAGGUUCACUGUGGGCAGGCAGUAUCUGAUCUGUCCUGCAUUCCUCGCGGUCAGAUGGAUUAUGCUUCCUCGCGAUGGAGAUCAGCGCGGGCUCGAGAUCUGUGAGCGAAAUAUCUGAGCUCGGUUACCACCGGGAGGUGUUCUAUGAUUGGCCAGUUAACCAGUGCGUAGUGAUUGGUGGGAUUCUGUAAGCGUGUGACGGAAAUGUAUCGCCUCUUACCAUAUUUGUAACAUCAGGUUCCAAUGCAAUUGUACUGACAGGUGACAUCAUAAGGGCUUUGCAUGGAUGGCUGACGGAGAGGCGCGUCGAGCAAUCACAGGACAAUGCUGGCAAGGAACCGUUUCAUCAUAGUGCUGGUGGUGGGGGUGCUGCUGGCAGUGCUGAGUUUCAGUCUGCAGUAUUUGCACCUGAUUCCAACCAAUCCGGUGGCAGAGCAGAGGUCACAUGGUAAAAACAGGAAGCGAGUGAAUCCGGUUCUACACACGGAGCCGCCCAGCCCAGACCCCAUCAGAGACACCCAUCAGUACUGCAACUACCCCAACAUCUCUGAACAUGGCUGGGAGGGUCACAGUCUGGCUGACUACAGACUGCUGUCGGUCCAGAUGAUGAUUCGUCAUGGAGACCGGUAUCCUCUGUACUCCAUCCCCAAAACUAAGAGACCUGCUAUAGACUGCACGCUGUCAGACAAGAGAAAGCCCUCUCAUCCCCUCCUGGCCUCCUUUGUUAAUCACAUGGCUGUGGGAGGGCGUGGUCACUGGGACGCAUCAUUGGGAUCUCUGCCCCGAUUACCCAAUCACAGCAGCUGUGAGAUGGGCGAGCUCACACAGACAGGUGUUGUACAGCACUUGAAAAACGGCGAUCACCUUCGUCAGGCCUACAUCAAGCGUCACAAUCUGCUCACGGAUGAUUGGUCUCCAAGGCAGCUGUGGGUGGAGACCACCGGUAAAAGCCGGACCCUGCAGAGCGGAUUGGCUUUCCUCUUCGGCUUCCUGCCGCGUUUUGAUUGGUCACGGCUGACGGUGAGACAGCAGUGGAGUACUUUGUUCUGUGGUUCCUCGUGCGACUGUCCCGCACGAAACCGAUAUUUGGACCAGGAGCAACGCAGGCAGUACCGGCAAAGGAUUGCAGACGCAGAACUCGAGCGCACAUACGUUGCCAUGGCAAAGACUUUGGUUGUGGCGACGAAAACUCUCAGGGCAGCCAAUCCGGUGGAUGCUCUCUUAUGUCACUUCUGUCACCGUCUUCCCUUCCCCUGCUCCAGCACACCCAACACAACCAACACUCAUCCUGAGGGGGCGUGUCUUACGCUACAGCACUUCGCCGUGAUUCGUCGGCAACAGAAGGAAGACGAACUGGAGCGUCGGAAGGCGGGGAUUUACCGUCGCUACGCAGUGCUGGCCGCGCAUCCGUACCUCAACCGCACCGCGGCACGCAUGGAGAGGAUUGCGAAAGGCAGCCAGACGGACAGAGGAAGAGAGGAGGCGGUCUUUGCUUUAGCAUCCGCUCAUGAUGUAACCAUGGCGCCGUUGCUAAGCGCACUGGGCCUGGAAGGAGCGGGAUUUCCGAGGUUCGCCGCCCGGCUGGUGUUUGAGCUGUGGAACAGCCCAGACGUGAAGGACAAUGGGGCGAAUGAGAGAAAGAAAAGAGGAAAUGGGUCGGACAAUAUGUUCAUUCGUGUUCUCUAUAACGGCGAAGACUUGACCUUUGACACAGCCUUCUGCCGGGAUCACAGUCGCAGCAGCGCUCAGCCUCUGUGCCCUUUAGGGAAAUUCCUGUCUUUCGUUCGAAGGGAUAUGUUUAAUAUUGUCAAUGCUACAAGUUACCAGCGGGCAUGCCAUCAAACUGUACUUUAGAGACUGAAAGAGAAAAAAAAGACACAAGAACGAAGGGUUCACCUAAAAAUCAAGACUCUGUCGUUCACACAUCCUCACAAAUUCAAACCAUAAAGUGUAUUUUGUAAAACACAAGAACUUUUGCUGUUUGCACAGCUGUAUACAGUGACCAGGUGCUUUCAUAAAGGAUUGUAAAACAACUUUUCUAUAGGAUUGACAUUCGGUGACAACAAAUAAUCAUUUCUUCAGGUCGAACGGUUUCUUUGUGUUUAAAAUCAGUGGACCAAACAAUUGUACUUGCACAAAUAGUUUGUUAAACCUACAAUCAACUGACAAAGUCAGAUUUUGUUUAUAACAGUCAUUGUGUGUAGAUGAGAUUUAUCCGUCGAUUGAUUGUACAUCUGGAUAUAUUUGUAUUAUUUAAAAUGAGGACACAAAACUGCAUAAAUCCGGCACUCAGACCGA